CAUCGCUGCUCGUGUGCUCUGCCCCUCUUCUCUCUCCUUCGCCUCCAAUCCGCAGCCUCGCAGCCUCCAGAGCCCCGGAUCUCCACUCCUCCCGCUCUUGGACGCUUCCUGGCUGGCUGCCCUGCUGGACUGGUUGGCUGGUCUUUUGCGUCUCUGAUCCAUGGAGGGGCCCGGCCUCGAUAAAUUGGGAAAGUUUCUGGAGACAGACUGAAGUGGAAUCGCGAGCGAGAGAGUCCCGAGUGCAGCGCAGUGCAGGGCCUUAAGUGACUCUGGCCGGGCCAGCGAGUUCUUGUGCCAGAGAGCGAGCGAGAGUGGCGAGAGUGUGAGCGAGUCUGUCCAACGGACUUGGGCUCGUGAAGGACCGCUCCGUGAGUGUGGUCGAAGAGACAAGGAGGUCCUGGAAUGAGUGGGAGAGCGAGUUGCAGUAAUUGAUGGGCUGAGCCUUUCGCAGACGGGCAGUUGAGAGGCUGGCGAGUGAAGAGUUCAUGUGCACGCACGCACUGCGGACGGGAGCGACCCGAGGAUCAGAGACCUUCGCUGUGCAGGCGAGAAUUCUUGACGUGGGGGAAGGAGUGCGGGUCGGGGAUUUUCAAAGAUAAGGUCCCGGUUUGGUUAAAGAGCGAGCGUCGCGCCUGGGUUUGACCUGAUCGCAGGUUCUCGACUCCUGGAGUCGGCGACGUCGAGGACUACCAGUGAGUGAGCCGUGAGUGCGGUGAGCCGUCGGAGUCCUCGAGUGAUCGCAAUGCUGAAGGUCGUAGCAUCUGGCGCCACCGCUGUCGCCUCUCUCGGGGUCGUGAGGAGCGGUCGUGAAUGUGGGCGAGAUGGGAUUGGGCUCGAGCAGCUGAGACACAGGGCGCUGCCGAGCUUCCCGAGUCUGGGAUUGAGCAGCUUGGAAUUUAAUCCGUUGAUGACGAGAACCGGAAUUCAACGCAGGAUUCGAAUUCAGCGCAGCAUCGGUCCUCCCUCCGUUUUGCAGAUUGAUGAGCACCAGCAUGGUGAAUCUCCAGCUCCCAUCGAGGAGCACCUGCUCGAGACUGAGCAAUCCGCUGAUGUUGCCGACAAAGUUGAGAGUAGUUUUCCCGACACUCCCGCUGUCAGUAAAAUGCAGCAAAGAUUGACCAAGAGACAAACAGAACGUAAAGCAUACCUCUUAGCAGCCAUCGCAUCUACGACAGGAUUCACCACGCUCGCCGUCGCCGCCGUCUUCUAUCGUUUUAUCUGGCAAAUGCAGGGAAGUGGCGAGAUCCCGUACACAGAAAUAUUCGGAACAUUUGCCCUCGCUGUUGGAGCCGCGGUUGGGAUGGAAUACUGGGCUAGAUGGGCGCACAAAGCUCUGUGGCACGCAUCGCUGUGGAACAUGCACGAGUCACAUCACCGACCCAGAGAAGGACCUUUUGAAAUGAACGACAUCUUUGCUAUCAUAAACGCAGUUCCCGCCGUCUCUCUGAUGCUCUACGGAUUUCUUAACAGAGGACUUGUUCCUGGUCUCUGCUUCGGAGCGGGUUUAGGCAUCACUAUGUUCGGUAUAGCCUACAUGUUCGUUCACGAUGGUCUUGUACACCGACGAUUCCCAGUCGGACCUAUCGCCGAUGUCCCAUAUCUUCAGAAGGUUGCCGCAGCCCAUCAGCUUCAUCACGCUGACCUUUACGAGGGUGUACCCUAUGGUCUUUUCCUCGGCCCAAAGGAGCUGGAAGAAGUUGGAGGAUUGGACGAACUCGAGAGAGUCAUGAAGCAGAGAGCCAAGCCCUCUGCAUCCUCCAAGUAGCUGUAGCCGGUCGAGCAUUCGAAAGAACACUUGCUGACAAUUUUGCUGGUGAUGAAAAUUUCAGUCAUCAGCAAGUGGACUGCUUCUUAGUAUCCCGUCAAACGAAAGAUUGCGGGAAAGAUAAUCUUGUACUUUAGCGGACGAGGAAGUUCCGGAUCACAUCUCUCGCGCACGAGGUGAGCGAGCAAAUGCAGGGCCCAUUGAGCUGUGGGUUCUCUUCACCAAUUCAUUACUGUACAAAGUCCACGGAAGAACCCAGAAGGAUAUAAACGAUUUUCGUCCAGGCAAAAGUCUAGGGCGAACGAUGAGUGUAUACAAGACUCGCCGGGAAGAUAAUGAAAUACUGGUUUGCGAGAAGCUUGAGGGAGGUGAACUUUGGCCACUGUACCAUAUCCAAGAAAUGAAAUAAUCUGUUUUGUUCAGUAUGAGCAAGUGUUGUCUCAUCUCUAGCACAGUUUUGACCCGACCUGACCUCCGCCCGAUCGGAUGGUUCGAGUAUCGUCUCCAAUUCAAGCUCUCGCGAAGGUGGUUUGUGUAUUUCCAGUACAUCACUCCUCACACCCGGUUGAAACAUACUGACACCUAACAAUAACGCCGGCCCUAUGGGGUCUGCUCAUGUAAUGUCGUGGUUGCGCCUUGGGCCCCGAAUAAAAUCUGCUUUCAUCCUUUAUGCUCCUACUUGCACUCUUGCCACGAUGCUCCCUCUACUGUGGUG
Marchantia polymorpha subsp. ruderalis is the source of this 2480-nucleotide messenger RNA. The record is from the annotation of a GenBank genome assembly. Lineage: Eukaryota; Viridiplantae; Streptophyta; Marchantiopsida; Marchantiales; Marchantiaceae.